AGGGAUUAUAUAAACCCGAAAAUCACUCGUCACUCGUCCGCUCCUUCCACUUCUUUCUGUUGCCAUUCGCGGAGUCCUAGCUAAGACACGCUUCUAAUGGCGACGACGAAGGUGGUGGGAUUCGUGGGGCUCGACGAGCUCAGCUUGGAGCUCGCCUCCUCCCUCGUCAAAGCGGGGUAUCGCGUCCAUGGAUACGAGGUUGCCGGGCCGUCCGUGAUGGACGGGUUCUUGGAUUUGGGUGGUGUUAGAUGUGAAAGCCCCAUGAACGCUGCAAGAGAUGCUGCCGCUAUCAUUAUAUUGAUUAAUACAGAUGAUAUUGCUAAUGUAUUCUUUGGGACAGAAGGCUUAGUGAAAGGAUUGCAAAAGAAUGUUGUUAUCAUCCUUCGAUCAACAUUAUUACCAAGUCAUGUUCAGAAUCUAGAGAAGAAACUCACAGAUAUGGAAAAGGAGGUGUUUCUUGUGGAUGCACAUGUUUUUCAGGGAUGUUCUGAGGCUUUGAGCCAAAAAAUUGUUGUUAUUGCAUCUGGAAGGGAAAAUGCAACACUACGUGCUCAACCUUUUUUGUCCGCUCUCAGCGACAAAAUUUAUCUAUUUGAAGGUGACAUUGGUACCUCAAGUAAAAUUAAGCUGGUAAAUGAUCUGUUAGAGGGCAUUCAUCUAGUUGCCUCGGUGGAAGCAAUGUUCCUUGGCGUUCGAGCUGGAAUUCAUCCCUUGAUUCUCUAUGAUAUAAUAUCAAAUGCUGCUGGAAGCUCAAGGAUCUUCGUGGAGCUUGUUCCAAAACUAUUGACUAAUGAUAGCUCUCUUGUGAAAUUUUUGAGCGCCUUGGUGAAAAAUGCGACAUAUGUGAUGGGCAUGGCUAAAGCAGUCACAUUCCCUCUACCACUUCUAGCUGUGGCAUAUCAGCAGUUAAUACAUGGUUGUUCAAUGAAAAUUGGAGAUGAAUUUUCCACUUCACCGGUGAAGGUCUGGGAACAAAUGUUUGGAGUGAAUAUAAGAGACAUGGCCAAUCAACCAUCUUAUGAUGCUUGCAAGUUGGCAGAUCAACUUGCUACUCCAUUAAAAAUUGUGAACAGAGUUGGGUUUAUUGGCCUUGGAGCUAUGGGCUUUGGCAUGGCUGCACAUCUGCUAAGAUCAGGCUUCUCGAUUGCUGCUUAUGAUGUUUAUCAGCCAACGCUGGCCAAGUUUGCUUACUUAGGUGGCAAAAUAGGGUCCUCUCCUGAGGAAGUUUCUAGAGAUGUAGAAGUGCUAAUUGUCAUGGUUGCAACUGAAGCUCAAGCUGAAAGUGUUUUAUAUGGGGAUGCUGGUUCAGUGCCAGCUCUUUCCCCUGGAGCAACCGUUAUUCUUUCUUCUACAGUCUCACCUGGAUUUAUUACUCGUCUUGAACAAAGAUUGAAAGGUGAAAGCAAGGAUUUGAAAUUGGUGGAUGCACCAGUAUCCGGUGGUGUAAAAAGAGCAGCAGAUGGGACACUAACGAUAAUGACUUCAGGCACUGAAGAAGCUCUUCAAGUUGCCGGUUCUCUUCUCACCGCACUCAGUGAGAAGCUUUAUGUCAUUAGAGGGGGAUGUGGAGCUGCUAGUUCUGUAAAGAUGGUCAAUCAGCUGCUUGCUGGAGUUCAUAUAGCUGCUGCAGCAGAAGCAAUGGCAUUUGGAGCUCGACUAAGUAUACAAGCCAGAGUACUGUAUGAAAUCAUUCAACAUGCAAGAGGCUAUUCCUGGAUGUUUGGAAAUCGUGUACCACACAUGUUAGAUGAUGAUUAUACACCCUACUCUGCAGUGGAUAUUUUUGUCAAAGAUCUUGGUAUUGUUUGUAAUGAAAGCUCCAACUUGAGUAUCCCACUGCAUGUUACAACCAUUGCUCAUCAAUUAUUUCUUGCAGCCUCUGCUUCUGGAUGGGGGCGAUAUGAUGAUGCUGCGGUUGUGAAGGUUUAUGAGAUUACUGGUGUCAAAGUUGAAGGAAAACCACCAGUUCUUAGUAAAGAAGAUGUCUUAAGUUCUCUUCCUCCUGAAUGGCCAGAGAAUCCAAUGGAAGAUCUUCACAUUUUGAAAUUCCAAAAUAGUUCAAAGGUUUUGAUAGUGUUAGAUGAUGAUCCAACUGGAACUCAAACUGUCCAUGACAUAGAAGUACUAACAGAAUGGAGUAUUGAGACUCUAGUAGAGCAGUUUAAAAGAAGGCCUGUGUGCUUUUUCAUUCUAACUAAUUCGCGAUCACUGAAUGCUGACAAGGCAGUCUUGUUGACAAAAGACAUCUGUAGAAAUAUAGAAGCUGCAGCUAGAACAGUAAGUGAUAUUAGUUAUACCGUAGUCUUGCGAGGUGAUUCAACUCUUCGUGGGCAUUUCCCAGAGGAAGCCGAUGCAGUUGUUUCUGUACUAGGUGAGAUGGAUGCAUGGAUCAUAUGUCCAUUCUUCUUUCAAGGAGGACGUUACACCAUUGAUGAUAUUCACUAUGUUGCGGAGUCUGACAGAUUAAUUCCUGCUGGCGAGACUGAAUUUGCUAAAGAUGCUGCCUUUGGUUACAAAUCUUCCAAUCUCAGAGAGUGGGUUGAAGAAAAAACUAAAGGGCGUAUUCCGGCCGACAGUGUCUCCUCGAUUUCUAUACAACUUUUGCGCAAGGAAGGACCAGCUGGUGUUUGUGAGCACCUCUCCAGCUUGGAAAAGGGUUCAGUGUGUGUGGUCAAUGCUGCGAGUGAAAGAGACAUGAAUGUAUUUACAGCAGGAAUGAUUCAGGCCGAGAAGAAAGGAAAAUGCUUUUUAUGUCGUACAGCUGCAAGCUUUGUGAGUUCUCGAAUAGGCAUCAAGCCAAAACCCCCAAUGUGCCCCAAAGAUCUUGGCAUAGAAAAAUGUAUCAGUGGUGGCCUCAUAGUUGUCGGUUCUUAUGUUCCAAAAACAACAAAGCAGGUCGAAGAACUUAAAUCACAAUUUGGCCAUAACCUGAAAAUAAUAGAGGUUUCUGUUGAUAAAGUCUCCAUGAAGUCAAACGAGAUGAGAGACAAAGAGAUCAUCCAUGCUGCUCAAAUUGCAAAUGCUUCUAUAAAAGCACGGAAAGACACUCUAAUAAUAACCAGCCGAGAGCUCAUUACUGGAAAAUCUCCUGAAGAAAGUCUGGAGAUUAAUUAUAAAGUCAGUUCUGCUUUGGUUGACAUUGUUAGAAGCAUUGACUCCCGACCGCGUUAUAUCAUUGCCAAGGGUGGAAUAACUUCAUCCGAUCUUGCUACUAAAGCUCUAGAAGCUCGGUGUGCUAAGGUAAUUGGACAAGCAUUAGCUGGUGUACCGUUGUGGCUGCUAGGUCCAGAAAGCAAACAUCCUGGUCUUCCGUAUAUUGUUUUUCCUGGUAAUGUUGGUGAUAAUUUUGCUCUGGCAAAUGUAGUAAAAAAUUGGGCUCGGCCUCCUAGAAGCUCAACAAAAGAACUACUACUUAAUGCAGAGAAGGGUGGAUAUGCUAUUGGUGCAUUCAAUGUCUACAACAUUGAAGGUAUUGAAGCAGUUGUUUCGGCUGCAGAAGCUGAAAAUAGUCCUGCUAUCUUGCAGGUUCAUCCAGGUGCUCUAAAGCAGGGAGGAUUCCCCUUGGUUGCUUGUUGCAUUUCUGCUGCUGAACAGGCGAUAGUGCCUAUCACUGUUCAUUAUGAUCAUGGAAGUUCCAAAUCUGAGCUGCUUGAAGCUCUUGAGCUGGAUUUCGAUUCAGUCAUGAUAGACGGUUCACACCUCCCUUUAGAGGAAAACAUUUUAUUCACAAAGUAUAUAUCUUCAUUGGCACAAGCAAAAGGGAUGUUGGUGGAAGCUGAACUUGGGAGGUUGUCGGGCACUGAAGAUGGCUUAACAGUUGAAGCUUAUGAAGCUAGACUAACUGACGUUACCCAGGCCCAAGAAUUUAUUGAUAAAACAAACAUCGAUGCUUUAGCAGUGUGCGUCGGAAAUGUUCAUGGAUCAUAUCCGCCCUCUGGUCCCAAUCUCAGACUCGACUUGUUAAAGGACCUUCGUGCAUUAACAAGAGAAAAGGGAGUUAGUUUGGUUCUCCAUGGAGCAUCUGGAUUGCCGAGGGAACUCGUUAAGGAAUGCAUUGAUUUAGGCGUAAGGAAAUUCAAUGUGAACACAGAAGUUCGAAAGGCUUACAUGGAAUCUCUUAAAGAGCCACAAAAAGAUCUUGUUCUGGUGAUGGCGGCUGCAAAGGAGGCAAUGAAAGCAGUAAUUGCAGAGAAAAUGCACCUCUUUGGUUCAGCUGGAAAAGCAUGGUAGAAAAGCGGAGCGAAAAGCUCUGUUAGCUUCCCAAUCGAGCAUUCUGAUGAAGAUCUCAUCAAAAUGCUCUGGCUUAAUCAUCACGCACAGCUUUACUAUAACAAAGCAGUCGGGAUGCCUAAGUUCCAACCAUUUGGGCCAGCUACAUGUACCAGUUUUUUAUUUGCUCGCGGAAAUGUUUGCCGGAUUGUUUAGUUACCUUACACCUAUUUCCUUUUCUCUGCUUGAUACAAGCUAUGAAAGGGACAUUUGCACCGCAUAGGCCUAGGCCAAUAUUAUGUUAUCUAGUCAUAAAUUAUGGACAUUUUAGAACGGGCAACAGAUACUCUCAUGGGCGUGUUAAUUAAAAAUGUGCUCUUUGGUUAAGGCUUGUUGAUAGAUCCGCCAAAGCAAUUUGGAGACGGUACUGGUAAAUGUUUUCAAGAGUUUGCAAUCGCUUGCAAAAA
Molecule: messenger RNA, 4676 nt
Organism: Ananas comosus (pineapple)
Lineage: Eukaryota; Viridiplantae; Streptophyta; Magnoliopsida; Poales; Bromeliaceae
Exons: 42
Coding region: 97-4230 (1377 amino acids)
Biological process (GO): carbohydrate metabolic process
Molecular function (GO): NADP binding; zinc ion binding; oxidoreductase activity
Source: RefSeq, a predicted model, not a curated record